Messenger RNA from Peniophora sp. CBMAI 1063, 1962 nucleotides. NCBI's taxonomy places the organism in Eukaryota, Fungi, Basidiomycota, Agaricomycetes, Russulales, Peniophoraceae. The record is from the annotation of a GenBank genome assembly.
AUGUAUGCGUUCUUCUCGAGCGUAUCUGUUCCCCACGAGCACAGGGAUGGAGGGACGGCUCCAGCUCGGCGUACUACCUCGCAGUCAAGGACGGGCCGCCGUUUUCACCGACCAGUCCUCCUUCAACUUUCGUUGGAUCGCUAUUUCAGUACCUCAAGUACCAAAGUGCUGCCAGCCCACUGUUUCGUCAACGACAUACCGCUCGAGCUACUCGUGGAGAUCUUGGUACUCGUGUCCUAUGAUACUACUCACACUGAACGACGCCAUCGUGAUCCGCUCACGCUCCCGGAUACCGAUGGGGAUAGCGACGGCGCCACUGCUGUCGGCGCAUCAUGCAUAGCCGGCCUCCGCUUUGAAAGGGUUUGCGAGACGCAUUGUCAUUCUAUUGCUUGGAAUUGGCUUGAAGUCACCCGCGUGUGUAAGACGUGGCACCGCGCCGCGCAUUCAUCCGCCGAGUUUUGGUCUCGCGUCCCGCUUCAGACGUCGGACGCACUAUCGCGCUCCUUGGAGCUUUCGGGCGUCGUCCCAUUACGGCUCCACGUCGUCUUUGAUGAGAACUGGAAGGCACAGCAACGCCUGACUACUUUCCUCGACUCGCAAUUGUAUCGUAUCGGCGAAUUGUUCGUGUCCUGGACAAGCCCCAGAGAAAGUCGGUGGCCUGAGAUCGGGGAUCAUCUUCGUAGUGAAGCUCCGCAGCUACGAUCUUUGCGUCUGCAUACACAGAUACACUGUGCAGCAUGGGCACAUGGUUUGCUGGGCGACACGCCGCCGCCCAACCUGCAAGAGGUCGAGCUCAUUGGGGUCUCCCUUCCGAAAGUCGCCGGUUGUGCGAGCAUACUAGCCCCUACGCUCGUAAGCCUCGCUCUUGUAGGAUGUGCAUUCGAGUCAGGGCUUUUUGCGUUCGAGGGUGACGACCCUGCGGACGAAGCCCUCGUCGCGGAGCUCCUGAGCAGUCAAACCUUCUUUGAAGCUCUGGCCAUGAUGCCUCUGCUCGAGUCGCUUUCCAUCGUCGACACACGGAUGCCGAUAGGUGUUAGACAUAAGCACUUCACACCUCCUGCGCGACCAGUCAGUCUACCCCAUCUACGCGAACUCAAGCUCGAAAGCACUGUGCGCGUUCUGACGCGUAUGCUGGUGAAUAUCGCAAUACCGGCCGAUGCGUCUCUCGAUCUGUGUUUCCAACACCAAUACCAUCGCUUUCGCACCGACCCGUUCAUAGAUAUGCCCGGAUUCCGCACCUUCUUCAAGGACCGUUUCAGGGAUGCCGUCCAGUACCACGACACGUACUACUCCAGCACCUCGAUGGACUUCUCCGUCAAGAGUGGGAGAUACGCGGCACAUCAAGUCGAAUACGUCUUCGCCGCUCCUCGCAAUGUGGCAAGUGCCCACGCAGUGCCCUCGAAAGUUAGAUUAGGACACGUCUGGGACUGGGAGGCACAAUACGUUCUGGACAUCUGCGCGUUCGCCACCUCGUUGUGCGAGCUCGUUCCUCAUAAUGGCUCUGAACUGUUUUUGGAGGUCGAGCAGACGGAGCCGAUCUACGACUUUAACGGCAGGCAGCUUCCACAGCAGUGGUAUUGGCCCGCGGCUGUCAUGGACAAUCUGAAGUCCUUGAAUCUUCGUGGGUACGCCGCUACGGUGUUUGUCGAAUGGGUAGUUGGUCAUGAUACGCUACCGCGCCACAAAGCAGGGCAUGAAGCGCCUUCUAUGCGCUAUCCGAAGUUGAGCGCUCUCAGGCUCUUCGGUAGUUGUCGGAUCACACGAGACUCGAUACUGCCGCUCAUAUUGCAGUUACUGGAGCACCAUCAUUUCGAAGUGGCUGUAAGAGACUGCUCCAUUGCAGCCGAUGCUUACUACUGCCUGAGAGAUGUACUGGGUGAUAAGUUGAAGUGUGACAGUGCGGACACGGGGAGCCGUUUCGGCAACUUGUCAACAUGGGUGCAAGUUGAGCGGCGCAUUUAG